AUGAGUGUAGUGGUGCUUAACCGCAGCUUUCGACGCAGAGACACCCAUGAAUUGCGGCUGAUACGCAACGUCUGGCCCAUCAUCAAUUUGUGCAACGUCUUGACUCAUAUCAUCGACGAAAGCUCACCUCUCUACCACUUGUCGACAAGUGACUUGCUGUCAGGAGACCUUUUCUUUGUGGUACUUUUUACGGGGCAGGACGGCAUCAUCAGCGACACAAUGGUCGCUCGGAAAGCCUAUCAUGCUUGCGAUAUCCUGGUCGACCACUACUUUGAGGACAACAUUACACUGACAGCUGAUGGCCUGUACAUCGAUCUGGAUGCCAUUAAUGCCACUUACUGCGUUUCCGAGGCCGGUAGUCAAAGUGAUGAGGUAGAAAAUCAGGAGUACCGUUCAAGUUGCAGCUCCAUCGAGCUCAAAGCCACCGAGUACAUGUCAGAAGCAAGUAAGGCUGACAGUCCUCACUCCAGAUAUGCAUUGAUGUGA
Molecule: messenger RNA, 486 nt
Organism: Peronospora farinosa
Lineage: Eukaryota; Oomycota; Peronosporomycetes; Peronosporales; Peronosporaceae
Source: the annotation of a GenBank genome assembly